Cucumis sativus (cucumber) is the source of this 2362-nucleotide messenger RNA. RefSeq names its product glycerol-3-phosphate dehydrogenase SDP6, mitochondrial. The record is from RefSeq and is a predicted model, not a curated record. Lineage: Eukaryota; Viridiplantae; Streptophyta; Magnoliopsida; Cucurbitales; Cucurbitaceae. Gene Ontology annotation, biological process: glycerol-3-phosphate metabolic process. Gene Ontology annotation, cellular component: glycerol-3-phosphate dehydrogenase (FAD) complex; mitochondrion. The coding region runs from base 71 to 1960 and encodes 629 amino acids. The transcript has 7 exons. Gene Ontology annotation, molecular function: glycerol-3-phosphate dehydrogenase (quinone) activity.
UUGACUGCGAUUCUAUUGCAACACGACAUCAUCACCAUCUUUCCCGCUGUCUUCAACCACCGCUCUUACUAUGGCCACCGCUACACGGCUGAGCAAGCUCGCCGUUGCCGCCGUAGCCACCGCAGUCGGUGGCUCUAUCCUACUUCAACCUUCUCUCUCCUCCAAUGACCGUGGCACCAGUGGUCACGCGCUUGAUUCCUACAGAAACAAGAUCAAUGAUCCGACUGCAGUCGUUCCACCGCGAUCAGUCCAGGAGUCUGCUUUGAUCGGAGCCAGUCCCGUCAAUCCGCUUGACAUUCUUGUCGUCGGCGGAGGCGCUACCGGUUGUGGAGUCGCUCUUGAUGCCGUCACUCGAGGACUUCGCGUUGGUCUCGUCGAGCGCGAGGAUUUCUCGUCCGGCACGUCUUCGCGCUCUACGAAGCUCAUUCAUGGAGGCGUGCGGUAUUUGGAGAAAGCAGUGUUCAAUUUGGAUUAUAAGCAGCUUAAACUGGUGUUUCAUGCGCUUGAGGAACGAAAACAGUUUAUUGAAAAUGCACCGCACUUAUGCCAUGCGUUGCCCUGCAUGACACCUUGUUUUGACUGGUUCGAGGUCAUCUACUAUUGGAUUGGGUUGAAGAUGUACGAUCUUGUUGCAGGGCGUCGUCUCUUGCACUUAUCUCGGUACUAUUCUGCUCAGGAGUCUGUGGAGCUCUUCCCUACCCUUGCUAGGAAUGGUGGGGGCAGGAGUUUGAAAGGCACUGUGGUGUAUUACGAUGGGCAGAUGAAUGACUCGCGGGUCAAUGUAGGGCUGGCUUGUACUGCCGCUCUCGCUGGCGCGGCGGUGCUUAACCAUGCUGAAGUUGUGGGAUUUUUGAAGGAUGAUGCUAGUGAUCGAAUUAUUGGUGCUAGAAUUCGUGACAAGUUGUCAGGUAGAGAGUUUGAUACCUAUGCAAAGGUGAUUGUCAAUGCUGCUGGGCCAUUUUGUGACUCAGUUAGAAAGAUGGCUGAUAAAGAGGCAGUGUCUAUGAUCUGUCCCAGCAGUGGUGUCCAUAUAGUUCUACCUGAUUAUUAUUCUCCUGAAGGAAUGGGUCUAAUUGUUCCCAAGACUAAGGACGGGCGUGUUGUGUUUAUGCUUCCAUGGUUAGGACGAACAGUUGCUGGAACCACAGAUUCCAACACGGGCAUCACCAUGCUUCCUGAGCCACAUGAGGAUGAAAUUCAGUUUAUACUGGAUGCAAUCUCUGAUUACCUUAACGUGAAGGUGAGGCGAACAGAUGUUCUCUCAGCAUGGAGUGGUAUUCGUCCUUUGGCUAUUGACCCAUCAGCUCAAAAUACAGAAAGCAUCUCAAGAGAUCAUGUUGUAUGUGAAGAUUAUCCCGGAUUGGUCACAAUUACCGGUGGGAAAUGGACUACUUAUCGGAGCAUGGCGGAGGAUGCUGUUAGUGCAGCUAUCAAGUCUGGAAAGCUGAAACCGACAAAUGAAUGUGUAACUGACAAGCUGCAGCUUGCUGGUGGAGAUGGAUGGGAACCUGCAUAUUUCACUGUCUUAGCUCAACAAUAUUUGCGCAUGAAGAAGACUCAUAAUGGUAAAGUUGUCCCUGGGGUUAUGGACACUGCAGCUGCUAGACAUUUAUCUCAAGCGUAUGGUGUUUUAGCUGAGAGAGUGGCCGCCAUAGCCCAGAAUGAGAGUUUGGGGAAGCGGUUAGCCCAUGGCUACCCCUUCUUAGAGGCUGAAGUUGCAUACUGUGCACGACACGAGUACUGUGAAUCUGCAGUGGAUUUCAUUGCCAGAAGAUCAAGACUUGCUUUCCUCGAUACGGAUGCUGCUAACCAUGCGUUGCCACGAGUAAUUGAGCUGUUGGCAGCUGAACAUAAAUGGGAUAGGUCAAGACAGAAGCAAGAACUAGAGAAGGCCAAGAAAUUUCUAGAAACUUUCAAGUCUUCAAAGAAUGCUCAAUUCCAUGAUGGAAAACACAACUAGUUUCAAACCCAAUCAAUCAAGAAGAAAUAUUUUUCAAGAAAACUCAACUCUUUCAAACUAGAAUCAAACAACCCAUCAGGUGAAAAUAAAUUUACUUUGCAUCUUGCCUUCAACUUGUAAUUGCCCUAGGCUGAUAGACAUGGAGCAGCCAGCAGCCAGCAGCCAGCAGCUUACAUAUACCAAAAGAAUAAAUAACUCAAGAUUGUUUUAUAUCCUUAUAUUCUCACCACAAGAAGAUAAAUGUCGUUUAUAUUAUUUUGAAGAUGCACUGUCUUCACUUGUUCAUUUCUCUGCCCAUUUUGUAUAAACUUUUCUUUUUCUUCAGAAUUUCCAGGUAUAAAUUAUUGGAAAUUGGGUUACUUUUUUAAGUUUAUUUCUCCUACUUUGCUAUUCUGAUAGAAA